AUGGUUCACGAGCUUGUUCAGUCUGUCGAGGCUUGGAGAGAUUGCCCAGAGGCCACCCUGUAUCAGGACUACCUGAAAUACUGCACGUCAAUUUUCGUGGAAAAUCUGCGCAAGCUGGGCAACGGGAGCGACAUUUGCCUCUGGCCUGACGCAACUCCUGCAGCUAUGGAACCGUACAACCAGCUGACGCGCUGCCUGGAAAUCGUCGGCAACGAGACCAACUGCAAAGAGAGGAUGGUCUUCAACAGGUUCAUGCUGGCCAUCCACCGACGCUUCUACUCCAACUGCGAGACCCCGCCGGAGAAACCGAAGGACGCCCCGAAGAAGAUCAUAGCGUCCUUCGUCAGCCUGACGACCGUGACGACUCUGUUGGCGGCAGGACUGUUGGCGGGCUCCGACUACAUCCACAAGGCCAGCUGACAUAAAACGGGGUCCUGUACACAGCAGGACUCCACUGGCCGGGAUUCAGCCGAAAACCCGGAGAUGAUACCUAACGAAAACCCCGAGACGACACCUGAAGAUGACUUGAAACCUCCUGGUGAGACCACUGGCCGGGAUUCAGCCGAAAACCCCGACACGAUACCCAACCAAGAUUUAGGCGAAAACACCGAGACGAUACCUAAAGAUGAGUUGAAACACCCAAGUGAGACCACUGGCUGGGAUUCAGCCGAAAACACCGAGACGAUACCUAAAGAUGACUUGAAACUUCCUGCUGAGACCAUUGGCCGGGAUUUAGGCGAAAACCCCGAGACGAUACCUAAAAAUGAGUUGAUACCACCUGAUGAGGUAAUCGACCAGGGUCUGUACGGUACGGAGGUAUAACAAAGACUGAAAAGUUGUUUGCUUUUGGUUUUUAC
Molecule: messenger RNA, 857 nt
Organism: Branchiostoma belcheri (Belcher's lancelet)
Lineage: Eukaryota; Metazoa; Chordata; Leptocardii; Amphioxiformes; Branchiostomatidae
Product: receptor activity-modifying protein 1-like
Exons: 3
Coding region: 1-420 (139 amino acids)
Biological process (GO): receptor internalization; protein localization to plasma membrane; G protein-coupled receptor signaling pathway
Cellular component (GO): signaling receptor complex; cell surface; membrane
Molecular function (GO): coreceptor activity
Source: RefSeq, a predicted model, not a curated record